Molecule: messenger RNA, 1889 nt
Organism: Ilex paraguariensis (yerba mate)
Lineage: Eukaryota; Viridiplantae; Streptophyta; Magnoliopsida; Aquifoliales; Aquifoliaceae
Source: the annotation of a GenBank genome assembly
UCUCUCUCUCUCUCUCUCUCAUUCACACACAAUAUUUCCAAAACACACUAUAAAAACCACUGAACACAGAGUCAGCCUUCGAAAACCAGAUCAACAUAUUCUCGGAAUCUCCUCUCUAAAAUCAAAAUUAUAAACCCUACAAGUUGCAUAGAAAGUGAGACCCUUUCAUUAUAGGAAAUGUGUGUGCAAGACGCAGAACAAGUCAGUGAGGGAAUGGAAAAUCAAGAGGCUUGGGCUUUGCAUUCUGAAUUAUCAUCUACCCAGAUGGAGAGUUGUGACAGGAACACUGCUUGUGAUCCUGUUGGUCUGGGAAAUUCAUUUCCGCUGGAAAGCAUUUGUGAGGAUACAGUUGUUGUGGAGAAGAAACAGAGCUUGUUAAGUAGCUUCAUCCCCGCCCUUCGAUCUGGGGAGUGGUCUCACAUCGGGCAAAGAUCUCAUAUGGAGGAUACUCACAUAUGUGUUGCAGACCUAGCUAAGAACUUUGGUUACAAUUCACUCAGUGAGGAAGCCAUCUCCUUCUAUGGAGUGUUCGAUGGGCAUGGGGGAAAGGGUGCUGCCAACUUUGUCCGUGACCAUUUACCAAGAGUCAUUGUUGAAGAUGCUGAUUUCCCUUUAGAACUAGAGAAAGUGGUCACAAGGUCAUUCAUCGAGACAGAUGCUGCCUUUGAAAAGUCAUGCUCUCUCGAGUCUGCCCUGUCUUCUGGCACAACGGCACUCACUGCAAUGAUAUUUGGCAGAUCUUUACUUGUUGCAAAUGCUGGAGAUUGUCGAGCAGUCCUCUCCCGACAUGGAGUGGCCAUGGAGAUGUCAAAAGAUCACAGGCCUUGCUGUGCCAAUGAAAGAAUGCGGAUUGAGUCAUUGGGUGGAUUCAUUGAUGAUGACUAUUUGAAUGGACAGUUAGGUGUUACCCGAGCAUUAGGUGAUUGGCACAUCAAAGGACUAAAAGAAGUUGGUGGAAGGGGUGGUCCGUUGAGUGCUGAACCAGAACUCAAAUUGAUCACCCUAACAAAAGAAGAUGAGUUUUUGAUAAUUAGUAGUGAUGGAAUAUGGGAAGUGUUUACAAGCCAAAAUGCAGUGGACUUUGCUAGAAGGAGACUGCAAGAGCACAACGAUGUGAAGCGUUGCUGCAAGGAAGUAGUGGAGGAAGCAAUGAAGCGGGGAGCAGAAGACAACUUGACUGUAGUGAUUGCUUGUUUUCACUCAGAGCGACCUCCCUCAGUUACGGUGCAAAGGACAAGAGUCAAAAGGAGCUUUUCUGCAGAGGCGAUUCAGAAUCUUAAAUUUUUGCUUGGAGAAUAGAAAAUUUUCUCUCUGUCACUUUUCCCCUUAACAGGCAAGAUUAGGGGUGGUCAUAGUCCAAAUUUUGUGAUGGUGGUGGUGAUGAUGAUGAUGAUGAUGAUAAAUGGUUGUUCUCUCAAGUGCUGUUGUAAAUAUAUUUCUUCAUUAGGUUUUCUUUCUUCUUUCCAGGAAAGCUCCAUUUUGUUGCAAAGCAGCAGCGAGAAAAUAAAGCUCAAGAGAAAAUAUAUUCUUGUCGAUGGUUCUGGGGCAGGGAUUACAAUUUGUAAAUAGAUAUGGUGAUUUUCGCCGUGUAUGGUCUGCAUUUGAUCAUUUGAACAGUUAACACGUAUAUCUGAACUUCUUCAGCCAUCCCUUGAUGUAUCUAUUGCAUCUUAUAAAUAUGUUCACAAGCAAAAAUCUUUUGACAGAAGUUAUCAGUUCGGAUGAAGGAAACUUUCAUGAUAUAAAUGUGCACGGAAUAUGUAAGGUUUAGGAGGUUGCAGGUAAAAGGGUUGAAUCAUGUUAGAUUCGUGAUGUGCCUUAUACGUGUUGUGCUAAAUUUCUGCAACCACUGCUCAGUUCAUGCACAGUUAUUAGUCUUAUUUAUUUGU